This is a messenger RNA of Cyphellophora europaea CBS 101466, 1059 nucleotides long. RefSeq lists its product as uncharacterized. Gene Ontology annotation, cellular component: mannan polymerase complex. The transcript has a single exon. Gene Ontology annotation, molecular function: alpha-1,6-mannosyltransferase activity. Gene Ontology annotation, biological process: protein N-linked glycosylation. Lineage: Eukaryota; Fungi; Ascomycota; Eurotiomycetes; Chaetothyriales; Cyphellophoraceae. The coding region runs from base 1 to 1059 and encodes 352 amino acids. The record is from RefSeq and is a predicted model, not a curated record.
AUGGUCGCCAUCGUCAUCACCAUAGCACUUCUGCUCUCUUAUCAGUCCUCAAGCGGACCGCGGCUAUGGGUCCGAGCCCAAUCUUCAGAAGCACAUGACCACCAAAGUAUUCAACAACCCCUGGAUCCUGAUGCUGGACUUGUGCCAUCGACACCGUCAACUUCCUUGCCUGGGGUUCGUGACUUUCCCCGCACCAUCUGGCAAACUGGCAGCACCGACGGCAUCAAAGAGUAUGCCAAACAGUCCCAGACGUGGUCGACGCAAAACCCCAACCACACGCAUGUCAUUCUCACAGACAAAGAUGCCAACGACUUUGUGCAGCAGCACUUCCCUUACCGGCCCUCCCUUCUCCGCUUUUGGAACGAGCUCCGAGUCCCCGUACUGCGCGCCGACCUACUACGCUACCUCGUCAUCCUCUCCCGCGGCGGCGUCUACAGCGACAUCGACACUUCGUGCCUAAUGCCGAUCACGCAGUGGAUCCCGGCACAGUACCGCUUGUCAGCCAACGCGGUCGUGGGCAUCGAGUACGACGACAGUAGCAUGAAGAUGUUCGUUCGGCCCAUCUCCUUCAACCAGUGGACCCUGAUGGCCAAGCCGGGCCAUCCCAUCUUCGAGCGCGCCGCCGCCCGCGUCAUCAGCAACCUGGAGUUUUUAGCCCGCCAGAAGCGGCAGACUCUCUCAAACCUCAAGCUCGAAAUGGUCGAGACGCUCGAGGCCACGGGGCCGGGAAUGAUCACCGAUGUUGUCAUGGAGGUACUGCGCGACCAGGGACACAACGUCGACUGGAAGACGUUCCAUGCGCUCAAGGAGCCGAUGCUACUUGGGGAUGUGCUGAUCCUGCCUAUCAACGGUUUUGCUGGACACCAGAAGCACAGUCACAGUGGGGAUCCGGCGUUUGGGCCGAAGUUGGUGCAGCAUCAUUUCGGGAGGACGUGGUAUCGCAAGAAGCCGACGCCGGAGCCUGAGCAAGAGCAGGGGCCCAGGAAGGAAGUGGCUCUGGUGAAGGAGGAGCAAGUGGAGAAGCAGCCCGUUGGGAAGCAUGAAGAAACCAAAGCGUGA